CUCCUUCGUAUAGGAUUUUUUAUGUGAUUAUAGAAUUCAACCCCUGACCCACCUAGCUCGUCUUCAACCACCAUGUUAUGCCCCCAUCAUCUGAGCCAUGUACACGAGAAGGAUGAUUGAGUGUGGAAGAGUGGCAAUGUGAGGGUCAAAAGCAUGACAGGAGGUGGAAGGAACAUGAUCAUGAGACAAAGGAGUAGGUGACUCUGGAGAAUCAUGAAAAUUCCUAAAAGGCAAAAUAGACUCACAGAAAACAACACUAGAGAUAAAAACUUGCUUUUUUAAACGAUCAAGAAAUUUAUCUCUUAAGGGAUACCAUGUAAUAUGCAUUGUCAUGCUAUGGGAGCAAACUUGACCAUGCCUCGAGCUAGAGUACUAACAUAAACCAAGCUAUCAAAUACCCUGAGGUGACCUAAAAAGGGAGGCUUCUUAUAGAGAACCCCAUAAGGUGAUUUGUUUUGCAUAGUAGUUGUAGGCGACCUAUUGAUUAGGUAAACGACAUGCAGUAUACACGCACUCUAGUAUUGUAAGGGUAUGCAAGGCUGAAAUAUAAGUGAUCUUGCAACAUUAAGUAUGUGUUUAUGCUUUCUUUUAGCCCUUGCAUUUUGUUCAAGAGUGUAAACACAUGGCAUUUGAUGUUCAAUGGCUUCAGAUAAGUUAAACUCACACAUGUUAAACUCCUUACCCUGAUCACUUCAGACUGCUUUGAUAGUAGAGCCAAACUGGUUUUCAAUCAAUUAACAGAAACCUUUAAAUAAUUCUCUAGUUUCACUAUUAUACCUCAUCAAAUAAUCCGAGAAAAGUAUCGAAUAAUCAUCCAUAAUAGUUAAGAAAUACGCAUAUAAUCCAUCAUAAGAGUCAACAAACAAGGGACCUCGUAUAUCAACAUGAAAUAAAUGAAAGGGUUCAUUAGCAUGACUGGUGCUUACAAGAAAAGGUUUUCUUUUGUGUUUGGAUAAGUGACAAACAUUACAAUGUUGUACUUUAUUUAAUAUUACAGUGGAAUCUAGAGAUUGCAACAUGGAAAGUCGAUUAGAACUAGGGUGGCCUAAUCUCCAGUGCUAUAGAUCAACUUGAUGGGGUUGUAAAUUGUACACUUGAUGUUUGAGGUGAGUGAAGAACAUGAUGACUUGGAGGUUGAUGGAAAGUCCCUUAGAUUCUCAUGCUAAACCAAUCGUCGUCUUGUUUAUAAGGUCCUAAAUUUGAAAAAGAUCAGAGUGAAAAUGUUAUGCUAAAGGGAGGUCAUGUGUGAGAUGGCUAACUAAUAUUAUAUUAAAUGAAAAACACGGAAAAAGAACCUUGUAUAGCCAUAAUCUUGUGGGCAACUUGAUAGUCCCUAAUGAAUUUGGAAAAUGUGAGGUAUCAAAAACUUCUUUGUAAUAAAAAUAUAUUGUAAGAGAAGAGGCUAUGUCAUGAUCUGAUGCCCCUGUAUCUUGAAUCCAAAAGUUUAAUAGGUGGUUACUGUCUGAGUUGGAAAGGGAUGAGAGGACAUAUUUACUUGCAAUGUUUGAGAAGGGAGGUAAACAUAGCAAAACAAAAUAUGUUUGAUGACACAUGAAAGGUGAAGUGGGAGGUGAUGUGAGUGGAUUGUUUUCAUAGGUGAGGACAUGUUACCACCAGUCUGCAACAUAUAAUUUAAUUUGUUCAUCUCUUCAUAUGUAAAUCCAAGUGUUGAAUUACUUACAAAGAAAGCGUCAUUGUGGUCAUUUACCUCACUCUGUGUUUCACUCCCACUUGAGCUUCUCUAAGAUACAUAUCCAGUAAACUUUUUGUUACCUCUUUUGUCCACCACUUUCCUACUCAUUCUCCUUUUUCUUCUUCUUUAGUCUCCAGCAUUCUUCUUUUAAGUGAUUUUGCAGAACCUGCAAGAUUUCUUCUCAUGUGUUUAUUCACCAGCAUCAAGUUAGAAACCCAACCCUUGAGGGUUUCUUUUAUUAUUUUUAUGAUCAUUAAUUUUAUUAGGGUUAAUAGUAUUAGGUUAAUCGCUAGAAUUUUUCGGUAUUUUCCUAUAAUUAUGUACGUUGUUAUUCCAUUACGAUUAAGCAAAGAAUAUAUUGAAAUCCCUAAUCUCCCUAUCACUUCUUCCCCUCUCAAUCGGCCUCGAAUUCCUAAUUCUCAAUUAUGUUCUUCUAUCUAAAUCCCUAAUUCUUUCUCUCAAUCGCUAAAUCCCUUUCUAUCUAUCCGGUUACUUCGGUUCUAAGAAUUCCAAAUAAGCGAGUUUCUAACACAUCAUUUCCUCCGGGUACUCCAACCCCUAUUGCCAAAACCAAUUAUUGACCUUUCUUUCUAGUUACAUGAGCUUUGAGCUCUUAGCCAUACUAGAUGAGGUCAUCUAUAUCAGCUAGAACUGUAGGAAGAGGGCUUGAACAUCAGUAUUUUCUUCUUAAUAACUUUAUAUUCUGAUUUUAGACCUCAAAGAAAAUGAAUCAAGAUAGUCAGUUUCCUCCUGUCAUCACCUCCUCGACCAUCUCUUCAUCUUUCCUCCUGUCGUCGCAUACUCAUCGAUCCAAUAGUCACCUCUUCCUUCCGCCAUCAUCAACUUGUCGUCAUCUUUUCAUCUCGAGCCUCUCCUGCUGCUGCCACUGCACGGCUAUCUGAAAGUCGAUGCUACUGCUCACACUUUCAUUUAUAUAUAUCAACAAUAUAACAGUUAAAGCAAACUGGAUUACAGAAUCUUGCGGCCACUUGGCCCUCACUCAUUUGCUACUUUAAACACUAAACAUUGUUCUUAGCGGGUAAUAAAUAAAUAAAAAAGACACAGUAUUACUAACAAUAUGGUUCGAAACAUUUCAAGGAUAAACGCUCUCUAUUGUUGAGCUCUUAAUCCGAAACUUCUUCUUCUUCCAAAUCCUUUUGCGAUUUGGAUUAAUGGAGUUUUCAUACUUUAAUCUAUGUAUUCGUAAAUGGAUCGGACACGAACCGAAAAAAUUAGUGGUUUAAGGUUUAGUGUCGUUAGUUAACACUUGAUUGAACCGUUUAUGCACUAUAAAAUAAGACAUAUAUAAUAUAUUAAUUUAGAAGUGGGUUUGUCACUGACCAUAAAUAAUUUCAAAUUCAUAUCAUCCAUUAUCAAACAUUCUAACAAAUCAUUCAAACUAUCUCACAAUAGAAAUCAUAUAAAAUUUUACUAAAUUUAAACUUAGUAAGUGGGGUGGUAAUCACUAGAGGACCACGAAAAGACGGGAAAAAGGCGGUAGGGAAACUAAGAAUAUGAAUUAGAAAUAAAAUUGUUAAUUAAAGUUUGAUGGUAUUAGUUUACGUUGUAGUUUAUUAUUUUACCUUAAUUUCUUUUUUGUUAAAAUAGCGAACCGGUCAAACUGGGAUUUAUUAGUCUCAUUUCAUGUUCAAACCCUUAAAAUAAGUUCGGCCUAUCCACGCAACCGUCCAAAUAAACGAACCGAACCGCUAUUGUAACUUAUUUACAAAAUUUACCGGUCCAAUCGCUGGUUCGGUUUGAUUCCCAUGACAACGAGUUUAACAACUCAACAAUUGGCAUGCAUCCAAAGAGGGAAGAAAAGGCAGAGAACCCCAUCACAGAACACCAAAGAAAAAAGAACCUUGAACUCGAACAGAACUUAUGAAUGCGAUGGAGAUGGAAUUGUGCAUUUUGCUUGCAUAAUUCUCUCUUUCUUUCAUGGACCUUACACCUAAGUCUCUCUCAUAAUCAAUAGGCUCCUUUAGGAUGGGUCAUCCCUCCAUUUGUCCUCUUCUUUCUCCCUCCCCAAAAAAACAACCAAACUCUCUUCCUUCCCCUUUAUACACCCCACAACUUCAUUCCUCCCAACAACACCUCUUUUCCCACCCAUCAAUCCUUAAAAACUUCCCCAAUUUCCCCAUCUCCUUCAUUCCUAGCUCAUUCCCAUACUACCCAAAAAUUCCUUCUUGGAGAAUUUCAUAUACACAUCUUUGCGGCCGUGUGCGCAGUGUCACAAAUAGUGUUACAUAUAACAACACACCAUAGAAUAGCAACGAAAAAAAAAAUGGGGACAGAAAGGGAGACCCACGAUUUCAUGAACGUCGAGUCCUUCUCCCAACUCCCUUUCAUCCGCCCUUCCCCCAGAUCCGACAAGCCCAUUCGCCUCUUCGGCAUCGAAUUCGGCACCGGCGACGGCGACACGCCAGCCAGCGACGACCUCCUACUAGACAUUAGCAACGGGAACAACAAUCCCGUCGCUAAAGAGAACAGCAACGACAAGAGCAAUAGUAACAACAACAACACCAAUAGCAACGGCAACAGCAACAGCAACAACAGGAGGUUCGAGUGUCACUACUGCUGCCGCAACUUCCCGACCUCCCAGGCGCUGGGCGGCCACCAGAACGCCCACAAGCGGGAGCGCCAGCACGCCAAGCGGGCCCACCUCCACGGCGGCGCCGGGACCAGCUCCUACCUCGCCGACGUCGCCCACCACCCUUUCUACGCGCCGCUCAGCUACCGAACCACCACCGCUCACCACCACGCGCCCUUCUCCUCCUACUCUUCGUGGAGCGGCGGCAACGGGACCACGUCGUCUUCUUCCUCCUCUAGGUUUUACGGCAGCGGCGUGGUAUCUUCUUACUCCUCCUCCUCCUCCUCGUCGCAUCCGCAGCAGCAGCAGCCUAUUACGGGCAGUCCGCUGGGGCUGUGGCGUGUUCCGCCCACGACGUCGUCGACGGUUCACGGCGGCGGCGCUGCUGCUGCUUUUCUUCGGGACAGGUCGGCGGCGGCGGCCACGCAGCACGCGCCGUUGGCGUUACGUGGAGGAGAGGAUCAGGUGGGCGGGUCGGGCGGGCGGGUCGGGUUCGGGCCCGGGUCGAAACCGAAUUUGCAGCAGCAGGAUCUUCACGUGAGUUUAGAUCUCCAUCUGUAACAUUUUUCAUAUAAAUUACAAUAGCUCUAGCUCUAAUAAAAAUAAUUAAUCAAUUAAUUAAUUUAGUUAUCGCAAUUUGCACUGCAAGUUCGAGAUUAGAGAGCUUCACUCUUCUUCCCCAUUUGUCUGUAAUUACGCCUAAUAAUUUUAAUUGAUUGAGCAGCUUUCAGUUGCACUUGCACGCCAUGUUAUUAAUUUCCUUCUUUCUCAGCAAAUUCAUUUUUUUCAAAAGUUGAACAUUUAGAAAAUUAAUGCUGAGUUCGAAGAGACAUAAUUACUCGUAUUAAUAAAUCACGUCAAUUGAAAUUGAACGCUGUCUUUUUUUAGUUUGAAGAAUGUUAAAUGUUUGGUUAUACAAGACCCAUCCAAGGAUUAAUGACCUGAUUGUAUCAGGGAUGAGAUGCUGAAAGCUUAAUUCCCCCAUGAACUUAAUUAGAAUGAAGGAGACGAGAGAUAUUGAGGGAUUCGAUCAAAUGUGACCGCAUUCAUACUUUUAUUUCCAGGAGAGGCAAAGACAGACUGAGUGAAUGGUUUAUCGUAACAAAACUAUGUUUCAUUUUCGGAGGAAUUUUUUAUUUAUUUACACGGAAUGAACAUGACAAUUAUGAUAUCGGUUCGAUAAUGGACUCUAGUUGUAAGUUAUUUUGGUUUUUAACAUUUUACUUUCAAGAUUAGAUAGAACAAGGGUUAGCCCUAAUGGCUGUGAGUGUAAACCUACUGUUCUUCUCGUCGCGAUACAUGGUUCGAAGUUUACCUCUGACGUUCGCCUUACUGGUCAUCGAUAAAUGUGCAUCUUCGUCUCCUCUAGUAGCACCCCCUCCCUCAACUAAAAAAAAACCGACUGUAUCGAAUAAACGGUCCGAAAGUACGGUAGCUUCACUUAAAUGAGAAGUAUAGGUAAGGGAAUUACUCGUCAUAAAAGAAAUUUCAAAAUCAUAAGCUACGUACUUGUAAAUUUGUGUCUCGGAUUGAAACAUAAUCGAGCAUCAAAAAUUUUGUAUAUACACACGUGUGCUGGAAAAAAAAACAUACAGAAAAUAACAAUGUGGUACAGAAACAGAGAUGCUGAAACUGGAGUGUGCAUGAAUCGAACACUGUAGAAGAAAUGAACUCUAACGUUCACAUACACGUAGAAAUGUUUUUAUUAUUAUUAUUAUUUUUUUUUAGACGAAGCACGUACACGAAGAAUUAAUGAAUUAUGUACGUGAAUGUGGAGACAAGACAAACAACGUACAGAUUAAUCUAUUUUAUAUAUAUUGUUGGGGUUAUGGGCAAGAGUCAGAGGGAUAAGGAUUUAAUAGAACAUAUUAUUUUAUUAGUAGUUGCCAGAAGAAAUAAUGACGAGGAUUUGUGAGCCCGACAUUCCUAUUAAUUGUUUAUACCUCUUUCUGUACUGUACUGUACGCAUGCAUGUGUAUAAAAUACAGUACAGAUAUUCGU
Linum trigynum is the source of this 6284-nucleotide messenger RNA. NCBI's taxonomy places the organism in Eukaryota, Viridiplantae, Streptophyta, Magnoliopsida, Malpighiales, Linaceae. The record is from the annotation of a GenBank genome assembly.